AAAUAUAAAGCUUAUUCACAGUAAAUUUACGUUUAUAUAAUAUUUUGAAGUUCAUAGUUUCGUUCACUAUUUUAUCUUUUUUAAUCAAAUGGCGGAAUCAAGUAAAAAAGAUGGAAGUGCACGACUUAAAAGGAAUGUUUCGAAAAUGGCAUUUAGAAGCAGAGAAAAAAUGCUUCGAACGUUUGGUGUUGGAGAAGAAACCAAAGAUGAAAUCAUAGAUAAUUACGUUCAUCUUGUAAAUAAACAACAGAAUCAAGUCAACAAGUUCCAACGAGAUAUAAAGACUUACCUCAACUCGAUCACAGCAAUGAAAACGGCGGCAAAAAUGUUUUAUGAUUCCCUUGGUGAUUUGUAUGAAGAUGAAUGGAUGGGAAAAGACAUGUUGGCUUCACUAGCAAAGACAACAGAUCUUUUGUACAAUGAUUUGCAUGCAAGACUAAGCUCUGAAGUUAUUACAGCUUUACAUGAUCAUCUUAAUCAAUGCAAUGAAAUGAAGAUAAAAGUUGGCAAGAGAGGAAGAAAACUUGUGGAUUACGACGCCUCACGUAGAAAUUUACAUACUAUGCAGAACUCAAAGAAAUUAGAAGAAUCUAAAAUAACAAAGGCACGUGAACAUGUGUUACAAACACAAUCAACAUAUGACACGUUCAACACACAACUUCAUGAUGAAUUACCAAACUUGUACGACUCACGAGUUCUACUAUGCACCGAUACAUUAAUUAAUAUUGCAACUGCAGAAAAAUCAUUUUACCUUGAAUUAGCAGAGGUUCGUACAAAACUUAUGCACGUGCUGGUAAACUUAAAGGAUGCUUUCAAUAAUGGAGAGUACAAAAUACAAAGAAUGAAUCCAAAUGUUCAAAACGAUGUUGCUCGUGCCACCAAAGAGCCAUCGAGUGACCCUGCCACUCUUCCAGCUGAUGAAGUUGAUCAUAAACGAUCACGAAAACACUCCGAUCAUGAGAGGUCACGAAAAUAUUCUGAUCAUGAAAGGUCACGAGAUGAGCCACGUUCAAGUUCACGAAGAAGCAGUGGUUCUAGAACAAAAGAACGAGAAUCUUCAUCCCGCCAACGUGAUCAUGAAAGAUCAAAAUCACAAGAUAUUAAUCAUGAGCAUUCAUAUGAAAAAUCACAUGAAGGAAAACAACGCAAGCCGCGAUCAAACAGCGAUAAAACAUCACACCAGUAUGUUAAUCUUGAGAUUGGGAAAUCUCCAGAUGGUAAAACUAAGAUAUCUGACCCUGUUAACAAUGGUGAUGGACCAUCUGUUUAUACAGAUGUUGCUAUAGAUGAGGUUCAAACCCGACCCGCGGAACCCCAAGUUUCUUCGCAAGUAAAACUUUCACCAAACAAAAGUUUUUCGCCAUCUGCUGAGAAAUUGGAAAUAACAACCAACACUGAACAUAAUGGCAUGCCUGAUGAUAACCAAUCUAAAAGCAACACUUUUCCACGUCAAGUUAAUGAUGAUGUUGAUGCAUCAGAGAAUGGAAUGAAGCGGAGGUCGAUAUAUAGUGGAUUUCAACGAGUUGCCAUGGCAUUCUCACGCUCAAACAAAAACAAACAUGAUGGUGAUGCUGUUGGUCAAAAGUCAAAAGGUUUUUCGUUGUCAAGGAAACACAAAUCCAAACCCAGUGUAAGUGAUGAAGUAAAAGAUGCUGAUGAACUGGGAACACACCAAGUUGCAUCAAGUGAUGAACAAUCCACUUCGUAUGUUGAGAAAAGUGGAUCAUCAUCUACAAGUGAUGGCGGGAAGGUGGUCUUCGCUAUGGUGGGAGAGGAUGUGGUUGAUUCAUGUGAUGAUCAUGGUGCAGAUGAUCAAAUGAAACAUGAUCAUGAUGCAACUGUGAAUCAUGAUCAUGUGGAUCAACCAUCUGAUUGUGAAAACAACGUUAGUGAUAAUGAUGAAACUCAUGAGUUAGAUCAUGUGGAUGAUAAUGCAUCAAGUAUUCAUCCUCAUGAUGAACAUGAUAAUGAUGCUUGUAAAGAUGACUACGAGGAUCAACAUCAUGAUGAUGGUAAUCAGAACAAUAGUGGAUAUUCUAAUAAAGGCAAUGUUUCUCAAAGUUAUAAAGAAACUGAAGCUACAUUUCAUGAUCAUAGUCAUGACGUAGUAGCUCACAAUCAUAAAAAUGACAUCACUUCUCAUGUUCAUGUGGAUGAUGCUAAUGAACAUGAAAUCGCUUCUCAUGAUCACAAAGAUGAUAUCACUUUUCACGAUCGCAAAAUUGAUGCUACUUCUCAUGAUCACAAAAUUGAUGCUACUUCUCACGAUCACAAAAUUGAUGCUACUUCUCAUGAUCACAAAAUUGAUGCUACUUCUCACGAUCACAAAAUUGAUGCUACUUCUCAUGAUCACAAAAUUGAUGCUACUUCUCACGAUCACAAAAUUGAUGCUACUUCUCAUGAUCACAAAAUUGAUGCUACUUCUCACGAUCGCAAAAUUGAUGCUACUUCUCACGAUCGCAAAAUUGAUGCUACUUCUCAUGAUCACAAAGAUGAUAUCACUUCUCAUGAUCACAAAGAUAAUCCUGCAAGUGAUGAUGUGGUGGCUCAAAUUGUCAACAAACUAACGAUUAAUCAUCCAAAUGAAAAUGCGGCUCAAGGAGACUCAUGGAAAACUGAUCAUGAUGAAUCUCAUGACAAUGAUAGUGUGACCAUAAGUGAACCUAAUUCUGUAUCAUCUGGAUCCAUAGUUUAUUUAACAGAUGAAGAAAUAUCGGAUGAUGAUUCCAUAGAUAAAAGUGGUAAAGUUAAAUUGCUCCCGGAAAUACAGGAUGAAGUACCUAGUGUUGUUAAGGGUCAGAUUGAAGCAAAAAUGGAUGAGCCUCAAUAUUCUGAUGUUCCUGUUAAUAAAGAUGAUGUUGAAUCUCCAAUAUAUGAUGAACCAACAACACAAGAUCAUCAACUAGAAGACAUGAAAGAGGAACCAGCCGCAAGUGAAGUACUUCCACCUCACUUCCUAUACAAGGCACAAGCUGCAUAUCCGUACAAUGGUUCAGAUUCAGACGAACUGACUUUUGUGAAAGGAGAUCUUAUUUAUGUAGUGGAGUUCCCAGAUCCAGAUGAACAGGACGAAGGUUGGCAGAUGGGAAUAUUACAAUCAUCAUGGGAUGAAGUUGGUACUACGGCAACUAUGGGGGUUUUCCCUGAGAAUUUCACAAAGAAAAUCUGAAACUUUUUAUAAAUUUUCCCUCAUCAAGUCAACUAUGUUACAACGUGCAGACAUGCAAUUGAUUGCCCCUUUAUGGUGGUGCUUGUUUUUGAUAUUUUACAACUUUUUAAUCCUCGUUGAUUGAUAAAAUCUUCAUAAAUAUUUACAUAAUGCUCUCGUUGCCCGCAAAAUAUUAAAACUUUUUUGAUUUUUAUUAACUUCCUCAUAUAAGUAUUCACAGGUGCUAAAAUUUAAUUACACUAUUUUUGAUGCUAUUCGUUAUGUAACAAACCAAUGCCGUUUAACUUAUAUUUACAAUGUGCCAUUAAUCAAAACACAGUAGCUUUUUUUAAACUAGUUUGACAAUCGUAUCAAAUUUAUGCUUGUUCAUAUUAAUUUUUAAUACCGUAACCUUUAUUACAAAUUUUGUUUGAUUUGCUUAACCGUGUGUUUUGAUUUCUAAGUUAAGGUAAUAUAACUUAAGACUGAAUAUAUUGUGAGUAUUCUAUCUGAUAAUAUGUCGCAUAUAAAAUGUUUCCGCCGGA
Messenger RNA from Ciona intestinalis (vase tunicate), 3693 nucleotides. RefSeq lists its product as uncharacterized. Gene Ontology annotation, molecular function: phospholipid binding; protein binding. Gene Ontology annotation, cellular component: cytoplasm; plasma membrane. NCBI's taxonomy places the organism in Eukaryota, Metazoa, Chordata, Ascidiacea, Phlebobranchia, Cionidae. The record is from RefSeq and is a predicted model, not a curated record.